GGCGAUGUCGAAACACAAACAACCAUGCGCGCGACUCGUGUACAGAAGAUAUAAUGCCGUUCGUUUCUUUUGUCACAUAAUGGAAUAUAAUUAUCCUUUCUGUUGGAAAAACUGACCCAAGCAUGGAGCUAGGAAAAGCCAAGCUUCUGAGAACAGGGUUGAACACCCUUCACCAAGCCAUUCACCCGGUGCAUGGAAUAGCCUGGACGGAUGGUAAACAGGUCUGUCUCACAACCUUGUAUUCUGUUGAAGGUGAGCCCAAGUUUGGCGACACAAAUGUCAUCGGACAGUUUGAACACGUUUUGGGACUCUUCUGGGGUCCCCUGUGCUGCUCCGGUUCCCCGGCCUUGCUUGCCGUACAGCAUAAAAAGCACAUUACGGUGUGGCAACUUCAGCUAAGUACCUCGGAACAGAACAAGCUACUGUGCACGCAGACCUGCGAGAUGAGCGAGCCAUUCCCGCUGUUGUCCCAGGGAUGUGUCUGGCAUCCAAAAAUGGACAUCUUGGCUGUUUUGACCAAGCGGGACGCAUCUGUUCUGUUUUCGGUGCGAGUUGAUAAUCGUCGGGUGAAGGCUGACAUCAAGGGCGGCGGUUUGAUACACUGUGCUUGUUGGACUAAAGAUGGAACCCGAUUGGUCGUUGCCAUCGGCGGUGCGCUGCACUCGUACAUUUGGAAUGAUAUUCAAAAAAGCCUGGUGGCUUGUUCCUUCUGCCCCAUUUUUGACAUAGGGGGAAAAAUCUGUGCCAUCGAGUCCACCGACGAGGCGCAAGUUGCCGUAGCGACAGAACUGCCCCUUGAUAAAAUCUGCGGACUCAAUGCAGGCAUCGCCUUUGACUUGCCAAACGACUCUGAUUCGCCAUCAUCUCGGCCAGCUUCCGUUCUCGCGGUGGAUGCUGACUGUUAUUUAGACUCAAGAAGGAAAUCAUGCGAUUCGGAUCGUUCCGGACGCGCCUCAUUUUCCGGACCCAUAGAUCUAACACACAUUCUCUCCAAACACCGGAAAUCGGACCCAAGCCCCCUCAUUCACCUGAGGCGGCGAGAUCAUUUGACCGGAUCGGGCCAGGACUCAUCCCAUCUGAUUUUGGUGACGUACGAACGCAAGGUCACCACCACGAGGAAAGUCAGCAUCCCUGGGAUCUUGGUUCCUGACAUCAUCGCCUUUGAUCCCGGCGCAAACACCGUUGCAGUAGCAUCAAACACUUGCAAUAUGAUUCUGGUUUAUUGCAUCACGGAUUCCUCCAUGCCCAACGUCCAACAGAUUCAACUGCAAAAUAAUGAGAGGCCCAAAGGGGUGUGCUUCUACACCAGCAAGAUGUUGCUGUUUAUGAUUGGCCGGCAGAAGUCCAACGAUCCUGCCUUCCUCCCCUCCUCCAACACGGACAAGUACAUCUUGAAGCUGAUAGUUAAAGAGUUGGUAUUCGAUGAGGACUCCACCACCCCGGUUGUUCUGACGCCAGAGUCACCGAGCCAACAUCAUGGGAUUAGACGUCAUUCUGAGAACAUCUCCAAAGAUGAACGUUUACCAAUUAGAGAUCUAAUUCUUCCAGGUGGCUCUGCAAUUGUUUCACCAAUCAGCCGAAGGAAACUCAUCGAGGAGGUUCGCAGCUCAGAGCUAAGUCCUGUGGCGAGCUCUGCGGACUUCUCGGACAGAACGACAUCUAGUGCCUCUUCGAUCACUGUGGAAACCUACGACAUGGAUCACGUCAGGCGCAUGACAGCGUUAGCGAUAGCCGGCCAAGCCAGCCGCGAUUCCAGUGGACCGUGUUCUCCCAGAUACGAGGCCUCGGAGAAGUUGUUCUCCGAUGCCACAUCACAGAAGAACAGCUGUCAGUCCAAAGAGAAGAACCUGGAGCAGCUCACGCAGAACAUGGAGAGGAUCUUCGGCCGCUUCGCUGAGGUUCAGCAGUGCCUCUCGGAAAUCAGAGACUUCACGCAAAAUGGCAAGAAGUUGGCAUGCAGUUAUCCAUCUGGUUAUGAACCGCAGUAUGUGCACGUUACAUGUCAG
Messenger RNA from Misgurnus anguillicaudatus (oriental weatherfish), 2006 nucleotides. Lineage: Eukaryota; Metazoa; Chordata; Actinopteri; Cypriniformes; Cobitidae. The record is from RefSeq and is a predicted model, not a curated record.